CUCAACCCAACCAGAGACCUGACUCUUUUCAGUCUACUCUCUGAAUUCUCCCCUCUCUCUCCCUCUCUCUCUCUCUCUCUCUCUCUCUCUCUAACAUAACUCCCACCAAAGACCAAACCCUUUUCAGUUUCAUCACUAUAUCUCCUCCAAAAACAUAACCCAAACACACAAAAUUUCAGAGAGAGAGAGAUAACACAACACAAGAAAAUCAUGAACAGUUUUGAUUCACAAAGACAAGAGUCCUUGGAGAGGAGGUGGCAAGAGAGACAGCUCUCAACCCUAGAUCACCAUCACCACCGUUCAGGAUCAUCAAGCUUCUAUACAAAGCUUGUUGGUGGUGCAAGUACUCCAUCAUCAUCACCAUUCAUCUCAAACCCUAAUAAUCUUCAGAGCUUUCCAGGUGGAUUUGACGAUGACUUGGUUUCUACGGUGGUUCCGCCGGUGACUGUGGUGCUGGAAGGCCGUUCGAUCUGCCAGCGGAUCAGUCUUCAUAAGCAUGCAAGCUACCAUAGCCUAGCCAAGGCACUAAGGGAGAUGUUUGUCGACGGUGGCGAUGCCAGAGGAGUAACCACCUCAGAUAACGAUCUUGAUCUAUCCAAUGCUGUUCCUGGUCACCUCAUUGCUUAUGAAGACAUUGAAAAUGAUCUUCUUCUUGUUGGUGACCUUAAUUGGAAGGAUUUUGUGAGAGUUGCAAAGAGAAUUAGGAUACUACCAGUGAAGGCAAAUUCAAGAAAGGGAAGAGCAGUUGCUUAGAUUGCUGCUAGCUGUUGAGAUUUUGGAGGAUGUUGAGAUUUAACACAAAUCCUUUUGUAUUGGGAACUUCAUGAAGUGUGUGAUUAAAGCAAACCUUGUUUUCUCUCAUUGUCAAGUUCCAAAACUCUUUGCAUGAAUAAAAGGCUUUUUCUUA
Camellia sinensis is the source of this 907-nucleotide messenger RNA. RefSeq names its product indole-3-acetic acid inducible 33 (gene IAA33). Gene Ontology annotation, biological process: regulation of DNA-templated transcription. NCBI's taxonomy places the organism in Eukaryota, Viridiplantae, Streptophyta, Magnoliopsida, Ericales, Theaceae. Gene Ontology annotation, cellular component: nucleus. The record is from RefSeq and is a predicted model, not a curated record.